Molecule: messenger RNA, 2354 nt
Organism: Cicer arietinum (chickpea)
Lineage: Eukaryota; Viridiplantae; Streptophyta; Magnoliopsida; Fabales; Fabaceae
Product: aberrant root formation protein 4
Cellular component (GO): cytoplasm
Molecular function (GO): ubiquitin-protein transferase inhibitor activity
Source: RefSeq, a predicted model, not a curated record
UACCAUAUUGAAGAAGGAAAUAAAGGCACAAUUUAACACAAUCGCAAAAGCACUUCUUCCCGCCGCGGUUUCCGACUUGAAACUUCUAGUCUUUGAUUUCAGCAUAGACACACUCUAUUCCAAACCCUGUUUCAAAAAUGGAUAAAUCAGUGUCUGCUGCUGCCACAAAUGAAAAGUUGGCUGAAGUUGGAAAUUCUCAUGAACCUGAAAAAACAAUCUCAGAGCUAGUCGAUUUCCUUGAUUCUUUAUUGGAUGAUACUCUGUCUGAUCCAGAUAAUGAACUUAAAGAGAACAAUGCAUUUGAAGCUUUGUCUGAGAUCUAUCAAUACAUCUGUUCUCCAUCUCUUGACCAGGAAGUUGUUGAUGCUCUUUCCUUUGAACUUCCAAAGGCUGUUUCCAAGUUUGCUGGCAUUUCAAGAAAUGUUUUGAACAUGGCAAUUAGCAUCAUUGAUCAGUUUAUAGUAAAAUGUGGUCCAAGGGAUAUGCUUUCAAUUCUCUGUGAUACAUUAGGUUAUUCAAGUAAGGUGACCAAGGCUGCCAGUUACAUUGUCCCUCCUUUAUCAGGGCUCUCAAAGGUUUUUACCUCCAUCCGAAGGCGUCAGUUUGAGCAAGUAAAAGAAGCCGUUCCUAUGAUUCUUAAUGUAGUGAAGGCUGUAUCUUUGGAGUCAGAUGAAGCAGAACUUGAUGAUGUCUUUGACAGAGCUGUUGAGAUUGCAAAUUCUAUUAAUGAAGUUUGCAAUAAGCUGGAUAAUGCUGCAAAGGAGAAGCUCCGAGCUCUUCUUGGUCUAUAUGUCUUGCAAUGCUUGGCUCUUGUUCCAGCUAGUCUAAGUUAUGAAGCUUCCAGCUGUCAUUCAUUAGUAUCACAACUGUCACAAAUUUCAUCAUAUUGUGGUUUAUCUUAUCUCAGUCUCUUAACAACUUAUGAUGUUGAGGCUGUGGCUUGCACCGUUUUUGGAGAAAAUAAAGAUGAUUGUAUGGGUUGUUUAUCUCAUGUCAAGCAUGGUGCCGCCCUUUCAGUGAUUUGGGGCCAUGUCUCAGAGGAGGUUGCUCAUGCUGCUAAAGAAGAUAUGAUUUCUGUCAAGGAUGAGCUUCGUAAUAACCAGAUCAAAAGGUGGCAAGCAAUAGGAACAUUGAAACAUGUACUUUCCUUUGUAAGUCUGCCGUGGGACUUAAAGAAACAUACUGUCAACUUCUUGCUUUGCAUCACAGAUGGAGAUGUCUGUCGAAACUGCAAUGAAGAAUAUUUCGAGUGGUCAUCUUACAUGCCAAAUCUUUUCUCUGCUCUUCAGGCAGUUAAAAUGGUUAUCAUGUAUGCUCCAGACCCAGAACUUAGAAAAAAUUCGUUCGCUGUUGUAAAAGGAGUACUGGCUGAUAUUCCAAUUUCUCAAAGGCUUGACAUCUUGAAAGCGUUGAUUACAAGUACCGACUCUUCCUCCAUGAUUGCUAUUUUGGUCGAUCUUGUCCGGAGGGAAAUGCACACAGAAAUCUGCAGCAGUACGUCAAUAGUAAAAGAUGUCCAACAGAUUAAUAACAAGGCACAUCAGGAUAUAUCAUUUUGGACUCCCAGUGUCCUUGAGUUGGUGGAGUCAGUUCUAAGACCUCCCCAAGGGGGACCUCCUUCCCUACCUGAGCAAAGUGAUGCGGUGUUGUCAGCUCUCAACCUAUACAGAUUUGUACUAAUGACAGAAUCUACUGGAAAGACAAACUAUACCGGAGUCUUGUCGAGGGGCAGUUUACUGAAGGUCUACAAUGAAUGGUUGCUUCCUUUGCGUACCCUAGUGACAGGUAUAAUGGCAGAGAACAAGAGUGAUUAUGAUGAGCUUGCAAUUGACACUCUAUGCACCCUAAAUCCACUUGAAUUGGUGUUGUAUCGUUGCAUUGAGCUUGUAGAAGAGAAACUAAAGCAAGUCACAUAAGCUGUCUUGCUAGCCAAAGUAUGUUUGAAAUAUUUUUUGGUACAUGUCAGUUUUGAAAUAUGAAAUUAUUAAUCCAUGUCAAGGAUUAACAUAUAGUUUCAAUAGUAAUUCUCCUUGCAGAUGCGGUAAAAUUGAACACAUUUAUUUUGAGUUAUGCUUUGAGUAUACACUGUUUUCUUCAGGAGUCGGCCUUUGUGUGAACUAGCAAAUAGCAAUAGACACGAAUUCCUUUUCACCGAAGUCGGUAGUAUACCUGGAAAUGCCAUUGUGUGUGGAUUAGUAAUGAAGAGUUACUUAGUUUAAGGGGAUCGUAAAUUCAAAUCUUCGGGUUGUUUUUGUAGCAGCAGCAAUGAUGGUAAAUGUUACAAAUGUGUAUGUGUAUAAUAUGGAAGGAACAAAGAUGACACAUGGUAUUUAUAUAAUUAUUUUGAUUUUUCA